UGACAGGCGCGUCUCUUUGCGUUUGAAAAUCAUUAUUGGUGAAUCACGGAUUAAGUUAUCGAAGUGAUAAUUAGAAAGGAGGUGGAGAAGUGUUUUCGGGAUAAAGGCAUGGUUUACGUGCAGGUCUGCAGAGGCUAACACACGGUGGCUAUCUCAUCACUGCUGGGGAUUUUACAAUCAAAGAGGCCGAGCGUUCUUCCUGCAAAUCAAACCAAAAUGGAGCUUCUCUGGGUCUUUCUGUUGCUGGAGAUGAUUCUGAUGUCCGCUGCUGCCAGGGGUCCACCCAGGGUGUCAGAGCGGGUGGCCCACCGGCAGAGCGUCCGCCUGGGUCGCACCAUGAAGCUGCCCUGCCCCGUGGAGGGCGACCCCCCGCCGCUCAUCAUGUGGACCAAAGACGGCCGCAACAUCCACAGCGGCUGGACGCGGUUCAGGGUGCUACAGCACGCGCUGCGCAUUAAAGAGGUGGAGACUGAGGACGCAGGGACUUACAUCUGCAAGGCCACCAACGGGUUCGGCAGCGUGAACAUCAACUACACACUCAUCGUUAUAGAUGACUCCAGUUCAAGAGGUGCGGCAGGGACGACCAAGGGUCCCGAACAUCCCGGGCCGGCCGGGAAACUAGUACGUCCACGUUUCACCCAGCCGUCUAAGAUGAGGAAGCGCGUCAUCGCUCGCCCCGUGGGCAGCUCAGUGCGUCUGAAGUGCACAGCAAGCGGCUACCCUCGCCCCGACAUUGUGUGGCUGAAGGACAGUCGGCCGCUGGUGGACGAGGACGGCGGCGCAGGAGGAGAGGAAGGGAAGAAGAAGAAGUGGACUCUGAGUUUGAAGAACCUGACGCCGGAGCACAGCGGGAAGUACACCUGCCACGUCUCCAACAGAGCGGGAGAGAUCAAUGCCACCUACAAAGUGGAAGUCAUACAGCGUACCAACUCUAAGCCCAUCCUGACCGGUACUCACCCUGUGAACACCACCGUGGACUACGGAGGAACCACGUCUUUCCAGUGCAAAGUCCGCAGUGAUGUCAAGCCGGUCAUUCAGUGGCUUAAAAGAGUUGAACCUGGUGACGAGAACAAAUUUAACUCCACCAUAGAGGUUGGAGACCACCGCUUUGUGGUCCUGCCUACAGGGGAGGUUUGGUCGCGCCCUGACGGAUCAUACCUCAACAAGCUGCUGAUAACCAGAGCCAAGGAGGAGGAUGCCGGCAUGUACAUCUGCCUGGGAGCCAAUACUAUGGGCUACAGCUUCAGGAGUGCCUACCUGACGGUGCUACCAGAUCUGAAGCCCCAACCCAACGCUGUCCCUACAGCAACAUCGCCAGGCCUCCCCUGGCCCGUCAUUAUCGGGAUACCAGCAGGUGUUGCUUUCAUCCUAGGCACCGCCCUCCUCUGGUUCUGCCAAUCAAAACGUACCUGCUCCUCUUCCUCUUCGUCCUCCUCUGCUCUUCCCGCUGCCCAGCGCCUGCCUGCGGCCAAUCGUGAGAGAGCCUGCGCCGCGCUGCCUCCUCAACAGGCUAACGGGGAUAAAGAUUGCCUUUCAUAUGAGGACUACAUUGCCCAUCAGCAGCUGCUCCUGGCUCAGGGAGGCUCUGGAUUGGCUCCCAAGGUCUACCCGAAGAUCUACACGGAUAUACACACACACACGCAUUCACACGUGGACGGGAAAGUACACCAGCACCAGCAUAUUCACUACCAGUGUUAGCAUCGAGGCUAGCAGCACGCUUUGGCGUCUCACAUUCAACUCUUACGUGAACAUGUUCCUGUACAUGCAGAUUUAUUCACAACAGUCCGUACUGCUGGCAUACAGAGCAGAGAACAAAGAAAGCGACAUUCAAGAGACCGUGCAGAUUCAUAUACAGAAACAUGGGAUUACGCAGCUCGUCCUCAUCCUGCUGCAGCCACAUUAUCGUGUCAACACAGACUUUUUCGAAACACAAACAAUGAAGAAUGUAAAGAAGACAAAGAUCCUUAUUUUUAGCCAAUCUGGGGCUGAAUCCAGUGAGAUCUAUGAGAGAAAAAUCCCGAAACAUGUUUUAUUCAAGCCUUUUUUAUAUGAGAUCUUUUCUGAAGAUGUUUAAAUCUCUAUUUUUUUUUUUUUUUUUUUGCUCAAAGGCCUUAUUUGAAGCCACAAAGAACUCUGUAGCUUCAAGGUAAAUUAACAACCCAACAAUUUAUCUGCCUCUGUUCUUUUAGUAGUUUGGACGCAACCACAGCCUCCUCAGUAACAGCAGAAAUACAGCCUCCAACUAUAGCUACUCAUGUAUAUAGUGGAAUAUGAUUAUAUGGCAUUUAGCACGCUCCUUCAUCCUGGAUAAUCUAUAAAGAACAAUAUAGCAUGUGUGUAAUGUAAUAGCAUAAUUUCAGAGUAUAUCUCAGGCGUCAGCCCAACUGAGCCAUAAAAAAACACAAAUCAAGACAGACUCCCACGGUGUCCACACCCUCGGCAAGGAUGGUGGCUGCUGGUUUUCGCUUCUGCCGGGUUCAGCUGCUAUCUGGGUACUGUGUGAAAAAGGGCUUGAUGUCAAACUGGGUUAGGUAGUUCAAACAGCAUGGAUCUUGCCUUAGUAGACUGAUUUUAGCAGCAGCUACGUUGUCAUUUCUGCCACAGUCAAGGAGCUCCUCCAUAAAUCUGAUGACAGUUUCUGCCCCUUUACUACCUGGAGAAAGGUGGCAUUUCCUGUUUUGCGUCGUCUCCUUUUCAGCUUUGAUUGAUGCUCGCUGACUUUACAAGAGAGGCAUGGCGGAUAUCAGCUGUCCUCAUGUCGGCCUCUUUAGCCAACAGCACAAAGGGAUGAUGAUCGUCAACGCCUCGGUGUACAACGGUGCCUUCUGAGAACUGUUUCCAGAUUUCGUGGAUCACUGUUGGAUCAUUGGAUAUGUCACAGAUUCUUCUUAAUCUGGUAUGAGAUUCAGGGGGCUUAAAAGAGAGGAACUUCAUCUUAAACUCUAACUUAAGGAUGAGACUUAACUCUUCUUCUUAAAGCACCUCACAAUGUGACCUCAAAGCAAUGGAACCGGUUUUGCAUGCGCUCCUUUCUCCACACAUGGUCUGUUACAAAGCAGAGGGACUCACCUGUUGGUUUUAUCUAAAGAUGAAAGGCUUUGGAUAAAGGGCUUUCUCACCUGCAGAGCCCUGAAAAUGGAAGAUGUUGCAGUCAAGACAUUCUAGAUAGUAAGAAGGUAAAAUCAAGCAUCUGUAUUUUCAGUCACUUAAAUUUAGAGCCAUAUAUUCUGCAGAAAGCUAGCAGUACCCACUGACUAGCUACAAGUACAUAAACUGCUCUUAGUGCAAUGACUUAUCAUCAUUUCUUGAGACAUUCAGUCUGGGAUGUUUGGUUCUGUAUGUUUUGAUUCACUCGUCUGCAGAUUUACCACUAAUUUUACUGACCACUUUAAAAGCUGUUCUAAAUGAUGAGAUCUACAAAUUUGUUUUAAAUGCAUUUACAUGUGGGUUUAAUGCAGUUUCUCACUUUUAGUUUACAAUUUGGUCUGAUGUUAACACCCAUGGUACGGCCCCACAGGGGAUUUUAAUUCUUUUUGGCUGAUUAGACCUCAUCUAAGAACUGUGUGUAGUAUGUGUAAAGUGCAUUUGAUUAAUAUUUCCCUCACUCUCAUCUAGCCUUGUUGCACUUUUGACUGUGGGACAACUGAAAACUUAUCAUCUGAUUAACGUAAAAGUAAUUCCCAGCGUUGCCUCUCCUGACUUGUCCUUCAGAGGUCUAAUCAGCCAGAUUAACUGAAAACACCUGUGUGAGAGUUCGGGGCCUUUGAUUUGUAAAGGUCACCACCAGCUGUUAAGAGUAAAGCAAUUAGUUCAGUAUAUAAAUGAUCCUCAAUUUAGCUGUUUUCCAAGCCAAUAUAAGCUCAAGUUGGAGAGAGUGGAUAUAGAUUUAAGGUCAUAUUUACUGGGUGGUGAUAUUGUGUUUGGAUUAGACCGCAUGGACACAUCAGAAAGCCAUCAGGGUUCUGCAAAUCCCAACGAUCAUAAUGAAAAAAGUCCACAAAAUCCAAAAAAAUCUAGAGGUUCCUUUUAAAACCACAACUACUAAAGCAUCAAAAUUAUCAGCAAAACUAGUAGCAGUGUUGUAUUUUCAAAAUAUCUGUUUUCUUCAAGGUGUUUUAGAGACAAACUGAUUCCCAUCUAGUUACUUGGUUUGUUCUUGCCUGAUUUUAGACAGAAUUUGAAGUGGACACUGAUGCAUAAACAUGCCAGCGUUCAACAUUUAACAGUGGGGAGAACAUGAAAUACAUCUCCCCUCUGAAUAAAAGCACUGUUGAGUGCUGUUCAAAGUAAUUGGUACAUUUAAUCGAUUUAGAAUAGCCUCUAUAGCAGCGUCUGUCUUGUCUGUAGCGCCAUUGUCAUCGUUACUCCUCCUCUGUUUCGGUUUACAGCUUGACAACAGUGUUAGCCCCACGCAUGGCGCUGAUUGGCUAAUUGUUAGUUUCCCACACCACAUCGCGUGCCAUUUCAUCUGCAGUCCAUCAUCAAUACUGUACAUGUGACAGAGCACGCUUCACAGGAACACACAAAGCGUUUUAGAACAAGGAUAGUAAUACAUAAGAAAUGAAACAAAGCAUGCUUCAGAUUAUUUGAAUAAGUUACAGAGCACGGUCACACACUUGAUUGCCUUUAAACCAUGAUUUUAAUGUGAUUUUAAAUGCGUGUCUCAGUUUCUGGUAAGUGUUGGCAGACUGGUCCAUGAGCUGCUCUCACUGACAGAGCUGACUGUCCAAAGGCAGUCCUCCUCGUAGGUAUACAAUCCUCUUGCCGCAGACCUAGAGUUAGUUUUACUCUGAUUGUAUCAUUGCAUUUUGCUUUCACAGCUCCUGGGAGGAGAUACCACACCUUCAUAAAAAUCACUAACCUCACUGGAAACCUGCCCCAACAAACCCUUUAGUGCGCCUCCAGUUACCGUAACACACUUUCACUCGCUCUUUCUCAGCUGUCCAUCUGUGAGCGAGCUCAUGAAUCUGACCACUGUUUAAAAACUGUGUCAAAUGAUAUGCUAAGAUAAGAUUUAGAUACUCAUCUGUUUGAGGUUACCCUCUCUUAAAGGCGCUCAGCCGUGUGCAUGGUUGAAACAGCGGGGGGACUUUGUCCAGAGAUGCUUUAAUAUAAGAAUUAAAAAAUGCAGAAACUGGCUUGCUGUGCAGUUGAUUGUCUCUGCAUCAUGCCAGCAUUUCUCUCUGCAGACCAUCUUCAGGAUGAAACACAGCAGUGAGAACUUAACAAGGAUGUGUUUAAACAACCAUGCGACAGGAAGUGAUAUAUUGCAAUCAUCUGGUAACUUUAGUUACGCAUGUGCUCGUUCUUCUGUGUUUUUGCACUUAAAUCUUCAAACUCAAGUAGGAGGAUAUACAAAUAUAUCCAUGUUCCCAUUUCUAUGAUACUAACUGGUGUGUUAUCUUUGUCCUGAAAAGAACGGUGAGCCUGCAGACCACAGCUUUGAAAGCAACUACUAGACAAGCCUCCAGUCUCUUUCUUUGUAUGUUUUAAUUCGUUUUAGAGGGUUUACUUUUUGCAUUAUUUCACUUCCUGAAUGAUAAGACGUUUAAGAAAGUGUUGUUGCCUAUAAAACAUGCAGCCAUCAGAUAAGACGAGCCACACCAGUUAAUGGUGUUAAUUUUGUGAAUUUAUUCAAAGACGUGUUUGAAUAAAUUCACAAAAUUAACCCCAACUGAGACAGCCAUAUUGUCUUUGGUGUUCAUCUUUUCAGCUUCCCUCUCUCCUGUGUAACAAUUAAAAUGCAUCAAAAAUGACAAAUUUCAUUACACCAGAACAGCAUAAUAAGCUUAUAUCAAAACGAUUAAGGUACAAUUCCAAACAGAGACACCUGUUCAUUUAUUCUUCUUCAGCUUUAACUGAAAAUAGGUUUUGAAACGUAAGUAGCUCUCCCUCUGACACAGUUUUCUCAUACUUUCAGAUUUAGGGGCCUGGGUGGAAUAGGUGCCGUACAUCUUAAAACCCAGUAGAUGCUAGUAAAGUUAAAUAGUGCCAAAACAUAGCCAACUAUAGGAAUACGAUGACUCCACAUCACAGUCCACAUUCACAGCUCAAACUAAGGUGUUGCCAUGGAAACAUAAAUACACACAUCAUGCAGCUCAUUAUACUCUUACAUCCAAAUGUGAAAUUCUAAUAGUUUUGGGAGCAUAUCCAGACAUAUAAAGUGCUUGACCUUGCAGAUUUGCAUAUCAUAAAGCAGUGGACUAUUUGUUUUGUGCCCCCCCGGUUACUGUUUUUGCAACAUCUGUUGAGUCACCCUGAACACUAACAUUUCCCUCAUCAGGGCUUCUUCAGUGAAAACCGGCGUUACAUCAGAUCCCUUUUUUAUGCUCAUUUCACAUUUCAAACACAUUUGAAGUUUUUUGUGUCAAAGCUAAUGGACUGCCGAUAGACUGUGUAUAUGUACACUUACCACUAGCAUGUACAUGGAAUGACAUUAGUGUUGAAAUUAUAGGAACUGUUUAUUGUAGACGAAUGCUUUGGACCAGACAGUAGCUCUAGCAACACAUUGGCCCACAAAACAAAUGCUGAAGUGUCUCAAUAUUCAAAAAGAACACGUGUUUCUAAUUUAUUUUCAUUAAAACAUGUUUGUUUGUUUCAUAUAAUUGGGCAUUAUAGUGCAUGAGUGGAUUUUGUCUUAUAAUAGUAAUGUAAGCUAUGUAGCAAAUACCAUGUUCAUGUCAUUGUAAGAUACUGUAUUUAUACGCGCUGACGGAAUAUACGAAAUUUUAUCGAUUAUCUUUGUAUCGACAAUCCUGUACAGUCUAUUGUCAUUUAGGUUAAAAUUUUGUGUUCUCCCAUUGUAAUCAUGUUAUUGGUGCCAUUAA
Chelmon rostratus (copperband butterflyfish) is the source of this 6827-nucleotide messenger RNA. It is a transcript of the gene fgfrl1a, whose product is annotated as fibroblast growth factor receptor like 1a. Gene Ontology annotation, molecular function: fibroblast growth factor receptor activity; fibroblast growth factor binding. The transcript has 8 exons. Lineage: Eukaryota; Metazoa; Chordata; Actinopteri; Chaetodontiformes; Chaetodontidae. The record is from RefSeq and is a predicted model, not a curated record. The coding region runs from base 217 to 1698 and encodes 493 amino acids. Gene Ontology annotation, cellular component: plasma membrane.